Messenger RNA from Sinocyclocheilus grahami, 1734 nucleotides. RefSeq names its product melanopsin-like. NCBI's taxonomy places the organism in Eukaryota, Metazoa, Chordata, Actinopteri, Cypriniformes, Cyprinidae. The record is from RefSeq and is a predicted model, not a curated record. Gene Ontology annotation, cellular component: membrane. Gene Ontology annotation, molecular function: G protein-coupled receptor activity. The transcript has a single exon. Gene Ontology annotation, biological process: G protein-coupled receptor signaling pathway; visual perception. The coding region runs from base 132 to 1646 and encodes 504 amino acids.
UGACACAGAGAGGAGACCAGCACUGUUUAUUAUUUAACACGAGAAUUUAACUGCUUUUUCGCUUCUCUAAACAAAAUUACCAUCAGUUUUGUAUACAAUAAAUUUACGACUGAGACAUCAAACCAUACAACAUGAGCCAUCACUCCUCAUGGAGAGGGCAUCAUUGUGCCCCUGAAGACAUUAACUGCACUGCAGGCUUUAAGGAGUCACUGGGCAGCAGGAGCUACAAGUUGCUCCAUGUGCCUUUCCAAGGGUCGACCCACAACCACCACCAUGAGCCUCCACACCCUUUCCCCACCGUGGAUGUUCCUGAUCAUGCCCACUACAUCAUCGGUUCUGUCAUCUUAAUAGUCGGCAUCACCGGAGUGAUUGGAAAUGCGCUGGUGAUCUACGUGUUCUGCCGGAGCCGUACUCUUCGAACCGCAGGGAACAUGUUUGUGGUGAACCUGGCAGUUGCUGAUUUCUUCAUGUCCCUCACCCAGUCGCCCGUGUUCUUCACAGCUAGUCUGCACAGGCGCUGGGUGUUUGGCGAGCGCUCUUGUGAGCUCUACGCCUUUUGCGGUGCUCUCUUUGGGAUCUGUUCCAUGAUGACUUUGACCGCCAUUGCUGGCGAUCGCUGCCUCGCCAUAACUCAGCCUCUCGCCCUCGUAGACAGAGUUAGCCGACGCAAAGCAGGCUUGGUGUUGGCCGUCUUGUGGCUCUACUCCUUGGGCUGGAGCCUUCCACCAUUCUUUGGCUGGAGCGCUUAUGUUCCAGAGGGUCUUCAGACUUCCUGUUCUUGGGACUAUAUGACAUUCACUCCAUCAGUGCGUGCAUACACCAUCCUCCUCUUCAUUUUUGUGUUCUUCAUCCCUCUAGGCAUUAUUGCCAGCUGCUAUUUUGGAAUUUUCCAAGCUAUCCGAGCUGCGGGGAAGGAAAUACAAGAGCUGAAUUGUGGGGAAACGCACAAGGUGUAUGAACGCAUGCAGAACGAGUGGAAGAUGGCGAAAGUCGCCCUCCUUGUCAUUUUGCUUUUUGUAAUAUCGUGGUCGCCUUACUCUGUGGUGGCCCUCACCGCCACUGCUGGCUAUUCCCAUCUCCUGACUCCCUACAUGAAUUCAGUACCUGCUGUGAUUGCUAAGGCCUCAGCCAUCCAUAAUCCCAUCAUUUACGCAAUUACGCAUCCGAAGUAUCGGGCGGCUAUUAGCCGUUACAUUCCGGUACUCCGCCUCAUCUUGCGCGUCAAAGAGAAAGAUCUUCGUUCUUCUUUUAGUUCCAGUAGUGUCAGUUCCCGUCGUCCAACCCUCACCAGCCAGUGCUCUCUGGGGGUUAGCAUUGGCAAUGGUGCGCGAGCUAACGGCCGCUGGGGGAAGACGCGCUUGUCUUCUGCUUCAGAUAGUGAUUCUUGCUGGACUGAGAGUGAGGCUGAUGGUUCCAGUGUUAAUUCCCUGAAAUUUGGUCGUCGUGUGUCCACGGAGAUCUCUACAGAUACUGUCAUUCUUUCACCAGGGUCAAGUACGAACAGCUCCAGUGGGCAGAAGCCGGAGAAGACACACAAAGUUGUAAGCGUACCAGUGCCAUCUAUUACAUUUGAAACAGAUGCAGCCGACGGCGAGUCUCUGUCUGAUGGGAAAGCUUUGCUGCUCGGGGGGAAAGUAAGGGAAUGAUGCAGCGUUUCAGAGUAACUUUGGUUGUAGUAAAUUGAGUAGUAGUUGCUUUGACCUAUUCUUUUUUAUUAUAAAUACUUAUUUAUAU